Molecule: messenger RNA, 1096 nt
Organism: Sphaeroforma arctica JP610
Lineage: Eukaryota; Ichthyosporea; Ichthyophonida
Exons: 3
Coding region: 22-1044 (340 amino acids)
Source: RefSeq, a predicted model, not a curated record
GAUGUAGAGGUAUAUUUCUUAAUGUACGGCCCGCGCGAACUCUACGAGCAGACGAGCCUAACCACGUGGGAUACGAUAGUGCCACAAUUAUCAACUAAAUUAAACGUGUUGUCGGUUCGGAUACGCGGGGCCAAUACCCUCCUUCUGGUGCGAAUGACUGACGAUGCACUGACGACGAUAUACAACCUGACCAAACCCCAAAUGAUGAAGAUGAGUAUCAUCAAGUAUUCGUUACUACAUUUCACAUCGCUCGCACUAGAUGAUGCUGACCGAAAGAUAAUGACAGGCAUGGACAGUGCCAGUGAUAGUAACACCAACCCCUCCAGCUCAUCAACAGACUACCUAGCCAUUGCCUCGCUGGUGCUGUGGCUGGUAUGCAUGCUGCUGCUCUGUCCCCUUCUCGCAUACACCGUCUACCGAUGCUACAAAGCACGCCAAUCCUCGGCCACCAGUGAAGAGGAUCGGUUAAAGAAGGAGAUGGAUACGAUGACUCAGAAGUUUGCCAUAGCUCGUGGUGCCAGUACUUUAUCCGGCAUGUCCGUACCCUCGCGUGUGGGGAGUAUCCGAGAGAGCUUCAUGGGCGGGUCUACUAGCACCUACAGCAUGGGUACCAGUAAUAGCAGCCUGCAGGGCGACCCCAGUCGACCGGCAGAACGCACUCUGAGUGUCAAUUCGGCGCUCUCGCAACAAGACAUCGCGCGAAUGCGUUUGGAACAGCAGAUCAUUGUGAAGGAAGCCAAGGCCAAGAAGCCUUUACUACGCAUACCCCUGCAAGGGAGUUCAACCACCCUUGAUCUCGGGUCCAGCAGUAGCAUGGGAUCGCCCAGUUUCAAUGGCUUGUCCGCGGGUGAAAGUUUGGACUCCUCGAGUGUUAAUUCUAAAUCAAUGACAUCGUCGGGCUACUCACGUUCACUGUCUACAGGCAGUUUACGCGGUAAAGAGCCAGAAAUUGCUAACGAUGGUUCGGCAUCUCGUUCAGUAUCGCUAUCUAAAAAAAUGAGCGUCAAGAAUCCACUGCAUCGAGUUAUCAUAGAACCGUUCUGAAACACGACAUAUUUUAAAUCAAUUACAACAAAUAAAUACCCUUGUAAAUAGC